AUGGACCAAUCGCUGGUGCAGCCUCAGCUGCGGCUGGACUCUUCCAACACGAAUGCCUCACCCCCAGAAUCUGUGGCCUCACUCACCUCACUCAACUCUCGGGUUGGCCUCAGUACCUCUGCUCUGCCUCCUCGACCCUCUCGGUCCUGUCUGUCCCUGUCACGGGCUAGAACAGAGCCCCACCAACGGUACCGACCUCCGUUCACCUGCACGCCAGAAGCAUUUAAAGACCUCGUCCGCAGAGGCAUCCAGGGCAUCAAGCAUAUCUUUCAGUCUCUAUCCUGCGUCUCUAAGAAGAAGAAGAAGAAGAAGACCAACAUGUCGUCAGAUCCAGCACCGCCCACUAUGGCGAUUACACAGACCCCACCAGUGGAAUCAAUCACCAAUAUUCCUUUGAAGCAUGGCUGGGACGAGGGAGCAUUCACUUCCGAGCUGUUGAAGCAAUCCAUUGUACCACGAGAUAUUUCUGCUGCCGACACAGACAGAAAGAUCACUCCUCCAACAGCAGUCGGGAAGCCUCCUCCUCUCCAGGAAGGCACCUAUCGAGGAACCAAGUUGGCCCUGACUCAAAUGAUGAAGCGCAUCGAAACAAGAUUUGAAUCCUUUUUCGACGUAGCCGGAUUUGAGACCAGCGUUCCAUUGGGCCUCGCUGUCAAUCCCAAAGACCUAUACACCUUUCAGAAGUCCGGGAGUGACAAUUACCCACCGCAUCUGGAUGUCAUUCCUAAGGUGGACCAGGUCGACUUGCUCAAGAUUUUCGACUUCAUGAGGCUUCUUGAUACCGGCACCCUGGUGGGGACGCUCAUUCCAGACAAGAUCCUUGACUUCAUUCACGAUCAUCCGGAGGGGCCCACGGUGGACGCAAUCGAGGCACGCAACAACAAACUCCACCAGGACAAGGAAGACAUCUUUGACGAGGAGAAUAUUGGGAAUCGUUCUGACUGGUGGACGGAUGCCGUAUUUGCUGAACAGCAAUUUGUCGGCACAAACCCAACCACCAUCCAACAGGCAUCGGCAGAAUGGGUCAAGGCCUUUACCGAUGCCGCCCAGUCAAAUAGCGAAAUGCACAGCCUCCUGUCGAGUGGAAGCCCCGAGUCCUUCUAUGUGCAAGAUUGCAGCUACUUCCGAACGGCUGUUGGGGCAGAUCAGCAAGCAGACAUGAUUUCGAAUGACGGAAUGAGACGUCUGUGUGCCUCUGUGACGCUGUUUCAACUCACGGAUGCGGGUGUCCUUCACCCACUUGCAAUAGCAGUUGACUACAAAGGUAGCCUCGCCAACUCUGUGGUCAUAUUCAAUAAGAGGUCCACCCCAUCGGGCACAGAAUUCAAGGAAGACUGGCCGUGGCGGUAUGCAAAGACAUGCGCGCAGGUCUCUGACUGGUUGAGACACGAAGUCACAGUUCAUUUGGUAAAUACCCACCUAGUGGAGGAAGUCACCAUUGUGGCAGCACAUCGUGCCUUUGCGCCAGAUCAUGCGGUGUAUCGCCUUCUCCAGCCUCAUUGGCUCAAGACCUUGUCUGUCAACGCGGCAGCUCGGGCUACCCUCGUCCCAAACAUCAUCACUAAGAUAGUGGGUGUCACGGAUCCCCAACUUUAUUCUUUCGUCAAAGACGCGUACAAGCGGUUCGACUGGACAGGCCAUUACGUGCCGAACGAUCUGACGACGAGAGGCUUCCCUCCGAGUGAACUGGCCAACAACCCGAAGUUCCACAACUAUGCUUAUGCUCGCAAUAUGAUACUCAUGUGGCAGAUCCUCCGCAAGUUCGUGUCGGCGGUUCUUGCCAUCGACAUUCACUCCGAUGAGCAGGUGGCGAAGGAUGAGCAGAUUGAGAACUGGACCAAGGAGAUGCAAAGCGACGUUGGAGGACAGUUGAAGUCCUUUCCCGUGAUCAAGACUUUGGACGAGCUGGUCGAUGCUGUCACGAUGUGCAUCCACAUUGCCUCACCACAACACACUGCCAUCAAUUAUCUCCAAGCAUAUUAUCAGACAUUCGUUAUCAGUAAGCCCUCGGCUCUGUUCUCCCCGUUGCCGAAGAGUCUCAGCGACCUCAAGACAUACCAGGAGAAAGACUUGGUUGCGGCAUAUCCGGUCAACCACGCACGCGAAUGGCUUCUAGCAUCCCAUGUCCCCUAUCUCCUCAGUUACCGGGUGGCCGAGGAACAAAAUAUGCUUAAUUUUGCCCUCUCCACGGCCAAGCUUGCUUCACUGAACGGGCAGACGGCGCUUGCCGCCGCAGGUGCACAGCUUUAUGCGGAUUUGAUGGAUUUGGCGGCCGUCUUUGACAAGAAUAGCAAAGACAUGGAUGACCAGACGAAGCCGUACCGUGUGAUGGACCCCAAGUCCACGGCCGUCUCGAUUCUGUUGUAA
Fonsecaea erecta is the source of this 2367-nucleotide messenger RNA. RefSeq lists its product as hypothetical. The transcript has 2 exons. The record is from RefSeq and is a predicted model, not a curated record. Lineage: Eukaryota; Fungi; Ascomycota; Eurotiomycetes; Chaetothyriales; Herpotrichiellaceae. Gene Ontology annotation, biological process: lipid oxidation. Gene Ontology annotation, molecular function: metal ion binding; oxidoreductase activity, acting on single donors with incorporation of molecular oxygen, incorporation of two atoms of oxygen. Bases 1 to 2367 code for a protein of 788 amino acids.